CCUCCUCUUGCACCGCCUGAGAUAGGAACAUGUCUUUGCACAGCGCUCUUCUUGCGGGGUAGGUAACUCGAAUGCUCUCGCCUUUGAAAUUAACUAGCAAUAACAAACAACCACCAUUGAUAAAUAAACAUGCACGUUAAAAUAUAGAUGCAAUCGCCAGCCGAGGGGGGGAAACCCGGCUUUUUUUUGGAUGCAAAAAUAUUGUGCCUUGUGUUUGCUGAAGGUGCAAUAAAUCCUGGUGACAGAAUGACUUUUUAAAAAAAGAGUCUCUUGAUUUCUGCAAGGUUUGCAAAGGCAUCAUUCAUCCUCCACUGCUGGUUUGACGUUUUCUUUACCGAGAGGAAUACGGGAUUCUUUUAUUUAUUUUUUGAAAACCAAAACAGCUGUUCCUUUUGGGAUACUUUCUAAAUGCAUAAGGAGAACGCAGAUUUGUUUGUGUGUUUUUUUUUUGUUGCUCUUGGUAAACUUAUAGUGCUCCACUUACUGGCGAACGAGAAAAAAAUAAAGAAAAUCUUUGCAAGUGCUUUUAUUCUGUAGGAAAGUGGAGAAGAAGAGACGGAUGGAAUUGAUCAUCGCAUAUCAUAAUCGGCCUGGGAAGUGAUGCCGGGCACCUCGACGCGGCGGGCAACAUUUACAGCUUCAAUCGGCAGAACAUUUGCACGUUUCUGGAUAAAACGGAGAGGAUGCAGAAGCAGUAAUGUGUCGGGGGGCAUUCGCGCUGAAUUCGACAUGGAAAUGUGACGGCAAUGUAUGCACAAGACAUUCUAGAUUGAAACUGAAAUAGUUCUUUUGUAAGGAGUGCAGGACAUUGGGUGGGGGGGUGAGGAGGGAGAAAAUGACUUUAAGCCUGGGGAAAGUUUUUGUCCAACGUCGCCUGUGAUGGAUGGUACCAGAUCAAGAUACAAGGGUGCUUUGCCGAAUUGAGAGGAUUUAUAUAUAUUUCGCCCCACCGGGGCUUAUUUUGGGUGGGUUUUUGGUUUCUCUCGAGAGGUGUACGAGCUGUCGACUCGGAGCUGAUUAGCGGGGAGUUCUGAUAUUGGAAAUGGAAACUGGUUCAGAGUCGGCCCGACACCAGAGAAAGCUUGUAACGCACGGACUUGAAGACCAGAAAAGGAUUUACACCGACUGGGCCAAUCACUACCUGGUGAAGUCUGGUCACAAGCGGCUCAUCAGAGACCUUCAGCAGGACGUCACGGAUGGGGUGCUGCUGGCCGACAUUAUCCAGGUUGUGGCAAACGAAAAGAUUGAAGAUAUCAAUGGCUGUCCAAAGAAUCGAUCACAGAUGAUUGAAAACAUUGAUGUGUGCCUCAGUUUCUUGGCUGCCAAAGGGGUGAACAUACAGGGUCUUUCGGCAGAAGAAAUCCGGAAUGGAAAUCUAAAGGCGAUCUUGGGCCUCUUCUUUAGCCUGUCCCGGUACAAGCAGCAACAGCAGCAGCAGCAACAGCAGCAGCAACCACAGAAACAGCAGACACAGACACAGACACAGCAGCAGCCGCUGAAGCCACAGACGCAGCAACAGCCUGGGGUUGUGUGUCAGCAGCAGGGGGCCCAGCAUCACCACCCCCCACAGUCCCCGUGUCAACCUGGCCCUCAGCAGCAACCGCAGCCCACACCUCACCACCACCCCCACCACCACCCAGCACAGCAACAGCAACAGCCGUGCCAGCAAAAGGCGCAGCUGGAAAUGCAGUCAAGGCUUCCAGCUCCCACCACGAGAUUGUCAACUGCAGGCAGUGAGACCAAGACUCGUGUGUCCUCCAGUGCCAACAACAACCGGCGCAGUCAAAGCUUUAACACCUUCGACAAGUCCAAGUCUGGCCACAACCCAUCGGCAAGCAAUGAGAAAGUUCCCGAACCAGCAGACAACACAGCGCCGCAGCCAGGAAUGAAUGAGAAUGUCCAGCCUUCUACAAACACCAGUGCCAGUGGAGGUACCACAGCCAUUCCCCAGCCCAACUCUGCCAAGCCCUGGCGUAGCAAAUCCCUCAAUGCCAAGCACACUGCCACGUCUUCCAUGUUAUCCGUGAAGCAGCCCCAGCCAGAGCCGCCCAAGCCGCCGGUUGAAGCCACCGUCAAGGCCAAUGCCAACAGCCAGAAGUCCAUGCUGGAGAAGCUCAAGCUGUUCGGCACCAAAGGUGGCUCCAAGGCCAGUGGUGUCACCCUGGAGAUCUCCGGCCCUCGCGACGGCAGCUCCGAGAGGCAGGACCCUGCCCCCAAAAGCACGGACAUCCAGGAGGUGGACGGCUCGGCCAAAUGCCUCGUUGGCCCCGCGCCUCCAUCCAACAGCCCGAAGAUUGCACUCAAGGGCAUCGCACAACGCACCAUCAGCCGGGCGCUGAGCAAUAAGAAAGGCUCGCCCAAGGCCAACGAGAAGGAGAAGGAGAAGCUGAAGGAGAAGGAGAAGGACAAGGGGAAGGAGGUCUCCAAGAGGGCCUCCGUCACGGAAAAAGUGGAGGCGGAGAAGGAGGUGAGAGAGGAGCCGCAGAUUGCCGCAUCGGUCAUGCCAAAAAAGCCCUCCAAGAUCUCCAGCAUGAUUCCGAAAGGCGGGAAGCCGAGCGGGGCCAAGAAGGACACGUCCGCGCCGCAGCAAAGCGGGAUACCAAAACCAGGGCUCAAAACGGCCGCGGGGAAGUCGGCGAGCGCCCCGCCCGCUCCGGCAAAGGACGGCGAGAGGCCGCGUAGCGGGAGGCUGAGCGCUGGCGUGGCGCUGCAGAAAGCCCAGCUGGACAGCAAGAACUCCAGCUCCAGCAGCUUGGCCUCGUCGGAAGGGAAGGGGGCCGGGGGGACUCCCCCGCCAGCGGGCAGCGGCAGCGCGCAGGCCGCCACCACUGCCAGCACAACCCAAACCACAGUCAGUGUUCAACUACCUCACCCACAGCAGCAAUAUAACCACCCCAACACUGCUACCGUCGCCCCCUUCAUGUACAGGUCACAGACAGACAAUGAAGGAAAUGUAAUGACUGAAUCCGGCGUUGCGGGAUUGAACAUGGAUACCGUCCUCGACAGCAAAAACGGACAAGCCUGUAUCGAAGAACUGCCUGGGGAGGACCCAGAGACUCGCAGGCUACGGACCGUCAAGAACAUCGCCGACCUUCGCCAGAACCUGGAGGAGACGAUGUCCAGUCUACGAGGGACACAAAUCACCCAUAGCACGCUGGAGACCACGUUCGACGGCAGCGUCACCACGGAGAUCAGUGGCCGCAGUAUACUCAGCAUGACGGGGAGGCAGGCCCCGUUGUCGUGGCGACUGGGACAGUCCAGCCCCCGCCUGCAGGCAGGAGACGCGCCGUCGAUGGGGAACGGCUACCCGGCGCGGGCCAACACCGGCCGUUACAUCCACCCCGAGGCAGGCCGCUACAUGUACGCCGCUCCUCUACGGAGGCAGCUGGCCACGCGGAGCGGCAGCGUGUGUCACUCCGACGUCCCCGACAAGAGCGGCGAUGAGAUGGAGCUGGAGAGCGUCCACAUGGACGUGGCCGGAUACAUGAGCGAUGGGGAUGUCCUGGGCAAGAACCUGCGGACCGACGACAUUGCCAGCGGAUACUUAACGGAUGGUGGGUUGGGCCUCUACACGCGCCGACUUAACCGCUUGCCGGAUGGAAUGGCUGCCGUGCGAGAACACGUCCAGAGGAACGCAUCCAUAGGUGUGGGCGACGCAGACAGUUGGGAUGACAGCAGCUCCGUCAGCAGUGGAAUCAGCGACACCAUAGACAACCUCAGCACUGACGACAUCAACACCAGCUCCUCGAUCAGCUCCUAUGCCAACACUCCGGCCACCAGCCGCAAAAACCCUGACAACCAGCUACAGACAGAUGCAGAGAAGCAUUCGGACAGAAACUCUACUUGGUCCGGGGAAGAGGUGAAGAGAUCAGACGGUGGGUCCGACAGUGGGAUCAAGAUGGACGCCAACUCAAAGUGGAGACGGAACCCAUCGGACGUCUCCGACGAGUCGGAGAAGAGCAGUUCCAGCAAGAAGGCAACGGUAAUUUCCCAGACAGGAUCGUGGCGUAGAGGAAUGACGGCCCAGAUUGGAAUCACCACACCCAGGGCAAAGACCUCCACCAACACUCUCAAGGGCCACGGUGCAGCUAAAACCGAUGACGUUAAGGUAUCGGAGAAGGGCCGCUUGUCUCCCAAGUUGACGAACGUUCACCGUUCCCCUUCGGACGCGGGCCGCAGCAGCGGGGACGAAAGGAAGAAGCCCCCUUCCAGCGCGCCGCGCUCGGCCACGGGGACGAACACGUUUGGCUUCAAGAAGCACGGAGGCUCGUCGGGGGGCAUCACCAUCAUCACGGCCAGCGGGGUCACCAUCACCAGCGGGUCGGCCACGCUGGGCAAGAUGCCCAAGUCGUCAGGCCUGGUGGGCCGAGGGUCCGGGCGGAAAGCCAGCGUGGACGGCUCGCAGAACGCGGAGGAGAGCUACCUUAUUCUCAACGGGCGCACCAACCUGCAGUACCGCAGCCUGCCCCGACCCAGCAAGUCCAACAGCCGGGGAACCGGCAACAGGUCCAGCACCAGCAGCAUAGACUCCAACAUCAGCAGCAAAUCGGCCGGGAUUCCCGUCUCGAAACUGAAAGAGCCGUCCAAGGCAGUCUCGGGCAACCCCAUGCCUCUGUUACCCAACCAGACGGAUAGAGAGAAGGGAGUGCAGUCUGACACGGAGUGUGUGCCUUCAUUGAACUCGGUCAAAGCCAAUCCUUCGCAGAUUGCAGCCAACAGCACUCAGGGCACUCGACAGCAAGGAUCCAAAUACCCUGACAUCGCUUCCCCCACCUUACGCAGACUGUUCGGGGUCAAACCAAGUGCCAAGCAAGUUCCUGUCACAACUGUGGAUAACAUGAAGAACUCCACCGUCAUUUCCAAUCCCCACGCCACGAUGAACCAGCAGAGCAGCCUGGAGUCUCCCCCCUCCUGCCUGGGCAGCGGAGGCAGCAGCCCGCUCUACGGCAAGGCCUCGGACAUGAUACAGUCCCCCCUGGCUUCCAGCCCAGCUUCGCUCCAUUCCAACGGGGCUCCGUGGGGCACCAGCCUGACCAGCUCCUCCACCAUCAGUAAGGAGGGCCUUGGAUACCAGUCGAUAAGCAGCCUGCACACCAGCUGCGAGUCCAUCGACGUGUCUCUCGGCAGCAACGGUGGGGGUCUCAGCCACCACAACUCGUGCGGAGGGCUGAUGCCUUCCUCCAAAGACGACUGUCUUACUCCUUUCGUCAGGACCAGCAGCAUUAAGACGUCGUUGCCUGAGAGUGAUCCACAGCUUGAUAGGAAUACCCUGCCUAAGAAGGGAUUCAGGUACACGCCUUCAUCUCAAACGCGGAACAAUGAGGAGGCUAAAGAGUGGCUGCGUUCACAUUCCGCCGGUGGGCUUCAGGAGAAUAUCAACAAUUCGCCCUUUUCACCGGGAUCCAGCAUCACGUCGCCCUCUGGAACGAGGUUCAACUUUUCCCAACUAGCGAGUCCCACCACCGCGGCCCAGAUGAGCCUAUCCAACCCCAGCGUGCUGCGAUGUCACAGCGUGUCUACGCAGGACGGGUCACAUGAUCCGUACAGCGACGCCCGGUUCCGCAACAGUUCCAUGUCCCUGGAUGAGAAGCACAGGACGAUGAGCCGCUCCGGAUCUUUCCGGGAUGGAUUCGAGGAAGUUCAUGGAUCAUCCCUCUCUCUGGUCUCCAGCACCUCCUCCAUUUACUCAACUCCCGAGGAAAAGUCACAGUCAGAGGUGCGUAAGCUCCGGAGGGAGCUGGACGUUUCGCAGGAGAAGGUGGCAGCGCUCACAACGCAGCUGACUGCUAAUGCACACCUUGUAGCAGCUUUUGAGCAAAGCUUAGCGAAUAUGACGGGGAGGUUACAGAGCCUGACGAUGACGGCAGAUCAGAAGGAUUCUGAACUUAACGAAUUGAGAAAGACCAUCGAGCUGCUGAAGAAGCAGAACGCUGCUGCCCAGGCAGCGAUAAACGGAGUCAUCAACACACCUGAGCUCACCUGUAAAGGAGGCGGCAGCUCUCAGUCAGCAGAUCUAAGGAUUCGCCGGCAGCAUUCAUCAGACAGCGUGUCCAGCAUUAACAGCGCCACCAGUCACUCCAGUGUGGGCAGCAGUGCGGAGGUCGACUCCAAGAAAAAGAAGAAGAAAAACUGGUUAAGAAGCUCCUUCAAGCAAGCUUUUGGCAAAAAGAAGUCUCCAAAGUCUGCUUCAUCUCAUUCGGACAUUGAGGAAAUGAACACACCGGACUCGUCCUUGCCUUCCUCGCCCAAGUUUCCACGUAAUGGAUCAACUCCGUCCACCCCACUGCUGAGAACGUCACACUCCAACUCACUCAUCUCAGACUGCAUCGACGGAGAGGCUGAGACCAUCAUGCAGCUGCGAGGCGAGAUGCGGGAGAAGGAGAUGAAGCUGACCGAUAUCCGUCUCGAGGCUCUGAGCUCAGCGCAUCAACUUGACCAGCUCCGCGACGCUAUGAACAGGAUGCAGACGGAAAUUGAGAAGCUGAAGGCGGAGAACGACCGGCUGAAGUCAGAGACUCAGGGAACGUGCAGCCGUGCCCUGUCACAGCUCUCCAUCUCAUCAUCCCCACGCCAGUCGCUUGGCCUCUCCGAGCACAGCCUGAACCUGACAGAGUCCAACAGCCUCGACAUGCUACUGGAGGACAACGCGGACGGCAUGAACCGGAAGGAAAGCAGACAUGUGAAAAUAGUGGUCUGCUUGCAAGAAGAGAUGAGAUGGAAAGAGGAAUCUCGGAUGAGACAGUACAUUGUGGGCUGCAUUGGUGUCAGUGGGAAGACAAAGUGGGAUGUGUUGGAUGGUGUUGUGCGUCGUCUAUUUAAGGAGUACAUUAUCCAUGUGGAUCCAGUAAGCCAGUUAGGGCUGAACUCGGACAGUGUGUUGGGCUACAGUAUUGGGGAUAUCGUACGCAUCAACAACGUGGACACGCCUGAAUUGUUACCCUGCGGCUACUUAGUCGGAGAGAGUAACACAAUCACUCUGUCCCUGAAAGGUCUGUCAGAGCACAGUUCUGACUCCCUCGUGUUCGAGACGCUGAUUCCCAAGCCGAUGUUGCAGCGCUACAUCUCCCUGCUGACGGAACACCGCCGCAUCAUCCUGUCGGGACCAAGCGGUACCGGCAAAACGUUCCUGGCCAACCGCCUCGCCGAGCACAUGGUGCUGAGGGAAGGCAGAGAGCUGUCGGACGGAAUCAUUGCCACCUUCAACGUGGAUCACAAGUCUUGCAAGGAACUCCGGCAGUAUCUGUCGAACCUUGCGGACCAGUGCAAUAGCGAGGUCAACGCAGUGGACAUGCCCAGCGUGAUCAUCUUGGACAACCUGCAUCAUGUUGGAUCACUCGGCGAGAUCUUCAAUGGCCUUUUGAACUGCAAGUACCAUAAAUGUCCUUACAUUAUUGGCACAAUGAACCAGGCAACGUCAUCCACUCCUAAUCUGCAACUUCAUCAUAACUUCAGGUGGGUGCUGUGUGCUAAUCACACCGAGCCUGUUAAAGGUUUCUUAGGUCGUUACCUCCGCCGGAAGCUGAUUGAGACCGAGAUUAGUACGAGAACGAGGAACGCUGAGCUGGUGAGGAUCAUCGAUUGGAUUCCCAAGGUGUGGCAUCACCUGAACAGGUUCCUAGAAGCCCACAGCUCAUCUGAUGUUACCAUUGGUCCUCGACUGUUCCUGUCUUGUCCAAUGGACGUUGAUGGCUCGAGAGUUUGGUUUACUGACCUGUGGAACUAUUCCAUCAUCCCAUACCUGCUGGAGGCAGUGCGGGAGGGGUUGCAGCUGUAUGGCCGAAGAGCUCCUUGGGAAGACCCAGCCAAGUGGGUGAUGGAAACGUACCCGUGGGUUGCUACCCCCCAACAUCAUGACUGGCCCCCUCUCCUCCAGCUGAGGCCCGAAGAUGUUGGCUUUGACGGUUUCAUAACGGCCCGCAACGGUAGUUCCAGUAAACAGGCACAGCAGAGCGACGCGGAGGGAGACCCCCUUAUGAACAUGCUGAUGCGUUUGCAAGAAGCGGCAAACUACUCCAGCCCCCACAGCUACGACAGCGACUCCAACAGCAACAGCCACCACGACGACAUUCUAGAUUCUUCUCUGGAAUCCACGCUCUGAUUGAGCCAACUAAUUGCCAAAUUAAUCCGUCACUUCUGUCCGACGCCUCUCUGAGCAACUUCUGCGGGAGGUGAGGUCUCAGAAGAGGAACAACAGCCGACCAUUAACUGUGUUGGGCAGAAGCCUUGGUAUAUAUAUAUAUAUAUAUAUAUAUAUUAAAAAAUAUGGGGCUUUGAGUACAGGACACUUUAACUCAAUUUUAAAUAUCGUAGCUCCAUUGGGUGCAGGUAACCUAUGGGGAGACUACAUUCUGCGUUUUCACCCUGCCUGUUUUGUUAUAUAAAUGAGAACUGCACUAUUUCUUCAGUUGUGCCAAGCCAAUGAGGAAAUGUUGUACUCCGCGUGUAAAACUAGUUAAAAACCUGAUUUUCAAAGGUAAGGAUCUAAUAUCAAUGUGCCAUGUACUGCCCUGGAAAUAUAUAUCACGUGCUGCUGUUCCUAGACCGACAGUCAGCAGACACUGGACAUUUCAAACGACUUCUUCAGACAAUGAAGGAGAGCGAGGGACGUGGGCGGUGGGGUGGGGCGUGGG
Molecule: messenger RNA, 8630 nt
Organism: Leucoraja erinaceus (little skate)
Lineage: Eukaryota; Metazoa; Chordata; Chondrichthyes; Rajiformes; Rajidae
Gene: nav2a
Product: neuron navigator 2a
Biological process (GO): neurogenesis; nervous system development
Molecular function (GO): ATP binding; ATP hydrolysis activity; protein binding
Source: RefSeq, a predicted model, not a curated record